AUGGGCUUUUCUCAGCAGUGGAUUAAAUGGAUUGUGCUGUGUGUUGAAACCGUUGACUAUUCUAUACUAGUCAAUGGUAAUGUUACUGGACCUAUUAUUCCUGGUAGAGGCUUGAGGCAGGGAGACCCCUUAUCACCAUAUCUUUUUAUUAUUUGUGCAGAAGGUUUAUUCGCGCUUAUUCGGAAAGCUGAAGCAAGAGGAGAAAUGAAUGGUGUGAAGACGACUGUUUCUUAUUUUUUUCAUGCUACUUCAAAUCAAGCUUUGAAAAUGAGAAAUAUUCUAUCAACUUAUGAGAAAGCGUCAGGUCAAGCGGUUAAUCUCAAAAAGUCAGAAGUCUUUUGUAGCAGAAAUGUUUCAACAGCUGAUCAUAAUAAUAUAGCUAAUAUCCUUGGAGUUAAAGCGGUGCUAGGUAUAGGUAAAUAUCUUGGGUUACCUUCUAUGAUUGGUCGAAGCAAGAAAGCUACUUUUACUUUUAUCAAGGAUAGAGUUUGGAAAAAGAUCAAUUCGUGGAGUAGUAAAUCUGGUCGAGAAGUGUAG
Messenger RNA from Medicago truncatula (barrel medic), 537 nucleotides. RefSeq lists its product as uncharacterized. The coding region runs from base 1 to 537 and encodes 178 amino acids. Lineage: Eukaryota; Viridiplantae; Streptophyta; Magnoliopsida; Fabales; Fabaceae. The transcript is spliced from 2 exons. The record is from RefSeq and is a predicted model, not a curated record.